UUUAAUGUAGAAAUUACAUUUGUUUUUCCGUAGUAUUAGAAUAAUUUUUAUCAGUGUUGGUAAUUUUACAAGCACAAGCGCAAAUGAUAAACAUUACAAGGAACCUCUUAAAGGUUUGGUGUUAAUGGGUCUUACUGGCAGUCUUACAAAUGGGGCUGUGGGGAGCGUAAGACAAAAUAAGCAAGCACUGCUCUAGAAUGUCAACACAGCCCUAGCUUGAAGUUAUGUGUGUGCAUGUCUGGUCGUCUCAGUUGUCACCUUGUAGUAAAAUUGUUUAAUCUCCUGGCUCAGCAAUAUAUCACUUACAGUUCAAUCAAGGUAUCAUUACAUUAAGAUUUAAAGUUCCUCUCAGAAUAAAAGGCGAUGUAUUUUCCAUUAACAUAUUUGAUGGAUCUUUCCAUUGAUUUGGCCAGCCCUUGCAGUUUCCAUUAAAUUAUUCCAUUUCCUCAAAACGUAAAAGUUACCACCUGUUAUAUUUUUUUCCCUUGUUCUAGUGUGUUUUUAAGCUUAUGUGGUGAGCAUGACUUUGCUUACAGUUUUUGCAUAUUCAUUUUUAAAUAUCAUAUAAUACACUACUUGCUUUAUACUGUUAAACUUGAGGUGACAGCCAUUUUCUGGGUAGAAAGAUAUGCUUGGUGGAAACUCCCACGUUCAAGCAUCAUUUCCUUCUUAGAGACAUCAAAGAUCUGACUGAGUUGGCAGUAAAAGUAAAAGAAAAAAAAGAAAGAAGAUGAAGUAAAGGCUCAUUCAGAUUAGCUGAUGGUAAGACUGACAGGGAGAGAGGUCUAGUGUGAAGUCAGUAUAACAACACAAUAAAAAAAAAACAACAACAACAGACAAAGCAGGAAACAGGCGGAAGAGAAAGCCUAUGUUGGUUUAGCUCGACAACCAUGAGCAGCAACUUUUUUUGCGCUCUUCUCAUCCUUGCCUUCCUGGAAUCAGGCAAAUCAAACAGUGGUGUAUCUAUUAGUCACAGUCGAGAUGGAGAUGGCCAGACCAUUACCUGUGUCCUCUCAGGGGACGAAAACAUGACACAAAUCAACUGGGAGAUGCUAAGAGGCCCGAAUCGCACGAAACUGGGCACGUAUCACCCACAUUUUGGAGUUUACAUAAUGCAAGAAUAUGAGACUAAAGUAAAGAUCAAGAACAAAAAAUCUCCUCAUCCAUCAUCAUCCCUUCUCAUUAAAGUAGCAUUAAAUGAGAGCGUGCUAAUCUGUUGUGCGUUCAUAACAUUUCCUUCGGGGAAACUUGAGCAGUGCACUGAUAUCAGUAAGAAAGAUGUCAGAAUGAACACGUCUAUGAUCAAAGAUUUUACAUAUGUGGAACCAGAACCAAGGCUGGGAUUAUUUGGACAUUUGGGUGCAAUGAUCAUUGGAACUAUUCUCUCCCUUUUUAUCCUCACCAUCCUUUUCUAUUUAUGCAGAAAAAACAGCUGUAGAAGGAGGAAGUCCUUUAAAAUACGAACAUACUUGCCAGACUCACCGGCUGAGACAUUUGCUGAAGAAUCAGUUGAUGCACCAGCUUCUCAAAGUUCUGCGAAUGGCUUUGACCCCUCAAAACUUUAUGCCAAGAUCAAAAAAGACCUUUUCUAUGGCCGGCUGUGGAAGUCUUACCAAGGCCAACCCAAACCAUGGACACAAGGUACCAUGACUGAUCAAGGACACGUUUAUCACCUGUUAGGACAGAGUCCCUUACCGCAAAGAAAUGUGGAGGGCAGCCCCUUGAGGCCAGAAACAACAGAAACUACAGAACAACAUUUCAGUAGUUUUUAGUUUCCAGUCUUUCCAGUGUGAUUGAGAGGAACCUUGUCAUAUUUGGGUAAUAUAAAAUAGCUUAAAGCAGAUUGCAAUGCAUUAUAUAAAGAAAAGAAUGAAUUAAUAUUUUAAAUUAAUAUGAAAAGAAAUUAAUUAAUAUUU
Sinocyclocheilus rhinocerous is the source of this 1916-nucleotide messenger RNA. RefSeq lists its product as uncharacterized. The transcript is spliced from 5 exons. Gene Ontology annotation, cellular component: external side of plasma membrane. Gene Ontology annotation, biological process: positive regulation of natural killer cell cytokine production; positive regulation of immunoglobulin mediated immune response; cytokine production. Lineage: Eukaryota; Metazoa; Chordata; Actinopteri; Cypriniformes; Cyprinidae. The record is from RefSeq and is a predicted model, not a curated record. Bases 891 to 1772 code for a protein of 293 amino acids. Gene Ontology annotation, molecular function: cell adhesion molecule binding.